AAUAUUUAUUAAUUACCUCUAUGAAGUGUUAAAUGUUUGAUUACACAACGUUGUGACAUAAGUACAGUAUCUUUGGCAUCGCUGGUUCAUAUCAAAUUGUUUGACAAUUUCAUUUUGUUUGAACAAGCUACGUCUGUUAAAUAAAGAUAAAUAAUUGUGUGAAUCUCGUGCUACCGUAUCUUGUUUAUACAGCACAACAUUAGAAUGAGUAGUUCGGAUAGCGGCCGGAAUUUGUCCCAAUUAAAUGUGGGGUUUGUUGGCGGUGGAAACAUGGCCUAUGCUAUUGCCGCUGGUUUAUUGUCUAAAGGUGUGCUGAAGGCUAGCCAAGUGAUCGUAUCCGCAACAUCUCUGAUCAAUUUGCAAAAACGUUGGAGUAACCUAAAUGUGAACAGGUUCACAAUUGACAAUGCUGAAGUUUUGCGCCAGGCAGAUGUUUUAUUUCUUUGUGUAAAACCUCAUAUUCUGCCUGUGUGCCGUAGCUCGAUAAUCGCCGGGGCGAGUGGCCUUGAUUGCAGUCAUAAGAUAAUGGUAUCAAUUUUGGUCGGAGUUACUUUAGAAAGAUUAAACAAUGAAUUUGGCUGCUUGAACAUACCAAUUGUACGUACGAUGCCCAACACCCCGAUGCAGGUUGGAGAGGGAUGUACGAUUUAUUGCGCCAAGUUCGGCACCACAAACUCAACGGUGGGCGAGCGGUACGAAGAAGUAAAAUUCAUGCUCAAUCAGUUGGGCCUUGCUUUCGAAGUAAAGGAAGAGCAAAUGAAUGGAAUAACGGGUUUGACUGGAUGCGGUCCAGCCUACGUGUAUGAGAUAAUCGAAGCGCUCGCCGAUGGUGGUGUAAAACAAGGAGCCGCCAGAGAAAUGGCGUUAAAAAUGGCUGCUCAAACUGUGAUGGGAGCUGCCAAAACUGUACUCGAAACCGGCAAACAUCCGGCAGUUCUAAAGGACGAAGUUUGUUCACCUGGAGGAGCGACUAUCUAUGGCGUGCAUGAGUUGGAGAAAGGAGCGAUGAGGGCUACCUUAAUAAACGCUGUUGAAAGGGCAGCUGCCAGGGCUAGAGAGCUACAGUAAAUCGUCGAUAUAAAUUGCAUUUCUUAAUAGUCAUUUGUUACGUCGAAAAAAAUAGUCUCUGUAAGGAUACGGCUCUCUGACAGAAGUAUCAAGAUUAUACAUGUUACAUUCUCUGUGUUAUAAUAAAGCCUGAUAUUUUCGGAAUA
Topomyia yanbarensis is the source of this 1214-nucleotide messenger RNA. RefSeq lists its product as uncharacterized. Bases 205 to 1068 code for a protein of 287 amino acids. Lineage: Eukaryota; Metazoa; Arthropoda; Insecta; Diptera; Culicidae. Gene Ontology annotation, molecular function: pyrroline-5-carboxylate reductase activity. Gene Ontology annotation, biological process: L-proline biosynthetic process. The transcript has 3 exons. The record is from RefSeq and is a predicted model, not a curated record.